Messenger RNA from Aspergillus oryzae RIB40, 585 nucleotides. Its product is annotated as DNL-type zinc finger protein. Bases 1 to 585 code for a protein of 194 amino acids. Gene Ontology annotation, biological process: protein import into mitochondrial matrix; protein folding; protein stabilization. Gene Ontology annotation, molecular function: protein-folding chaperone binding; zinc ion binding. The transcript has a single exon. Lineage: Eukaryota; Fungi; Ascomycota; Eurotiomycetes; Eurotiales; Aspergillaceae. Gene Ontology annotation, cellular component: mitochondrion. The record is from RefSeq and is a predicted model, not a curated record.
AUGCGCUCAUUCACAUCUUUUCCUCGGGGCUUCCGUGCCAUCCAGAGCUCUCUUCCCCGAACGGCCAUCUCGCGCCCUACAUCUAGACCUUUCUCACAACUGAUCAACCGCUCCACCCGAUCAUCUCCCGCACUUUCCUGGGCGUCGGGCAGAACCUCCGUAUCAGCCUCUACACUCCGUCACAACUCUAGCUCCGCAAGGCCUCUCACGGAUCAGGCCGCGGACGCGGCCAGAGAUGCGGAGAACGAAGAACAGAACAGAAAACGCCGGGAACAAGAACCAGCCUACCAAAUCACCUUCACAUGCAAGCCGUGCGGAGAGCGCUCGUCUCACCGUAUGUCCAAGCAGGGUUAUCACCGCGGGACGGUCGUGAUCCGCUGUCCGUCCUGUAAGAAUCGUCACAUCAUCAGCGAUCACCUCAAUAUCUUCUACGACAAGAAGACGACAUUGGAGGAUAUCUUGGCCGAGCAGGGUAAUAAGCUGAAGCGGGGAUAUGUGGAAGGAGAUAUGGAGUUCUGGGAUGAUGGAUCAGUGACCCCGAAGGAGGGCGAGGAGGCGAAGUCCGAUCAGGGACAGUUGCCUUAA